Notechis scutatus (mainland tiger snake) is the source of this 820-nucleotide messenger RNA. NCBI's taxonomy places the organism in Eukaryota, Metazoa, Chordata, Lepidosauria, Squamata, Elapidae. The record is from RefSeq and is a predicted model, not a curated record.
CAGUCUAGAUUUCAAGCCCUUUAAAGAAAAAGAAAAAGCUAGUCCCUGGGCAUCCUUUCAUAGUCAACAGAUAAAAAGUCUGCUUCUAAAUUACAGAAGUGUCAUUUUCCUUCUGCUCUGUCCAGUGCUUUAUUUCUGAAACAGAUAUUCAAUAAUCAGCAGGAAAGAAGCUUAAGGUUCUAAUGUAAGUUUGUCCAUUUCGCACAAUUGAAAAUCUUUUGGAUUAUUAAUAGCUACAUUUUAAAGUAGUUCCGUGACCAAGGUAUCUCCCCUGCCAGCUCUGUUAUUAUGGAAAAAGUAGACUCUGAACAAUUAUUCAGCUAUAAAGGGCAUAAUUUUUCAAAAAAAUUAAUGAAACUUGAUCUCAUUGAAGCAGCAGAAGAUUUCGAAACCAGGGAUAGUGAUAUAUUCAUAGGAACUUAUCCAAAGUCUGGAACUAUCUGGACCCAGAAUAUUGUAUGCUUGAUUUUGUAUGAAGGCCAUCGGAAUGGAACAGAAAAUAUCCUCAUAUCACGUCGGGGUGUAUCCAUAGAAUAUAACAUAUACAAUGUGGAUAUCACCCAACUGCCAUCACCUCGUGUCAUCACGUCACAUUUGCCAUAUUACCUAGUUCCCAAGACACUGAGGGCCAAAAAGGGAAAAGUUAUUUACGUGUACCGAAAUCCAAAAGACAUUUUAGUGUCCUAUUUUCAUUAUGUCAACUCAUUGCGUGGAAUGGAAAACUCAUGUAAUUUGGAGGAACACAUGCAAAGAUUUUUAUCUGGAAACGGUAAGAUGGAAAUAAAAUCUUUAAUUAUCACAACACUGUCAAAAAGGGCUG